This is a messenger RNA of Peromyscus leucopus (white-footed mouse), 5530 nucleotides long. It is a transcript of the gene Hlcs, whose product is annotated as holocarboxylase synthetase. Bases 21 to 2633 code for a protein of 870 amino acids. NCBI's taxonomy places the organism in Eukaryota, Metazoa, Chordata, Mammalia, Rodentia, Cricetidae. The record is from RefSeq and is a predicted model, not a curated record. Gene Ontology annotation, cellular component: cytoplasm. Gene Ontology annotation, biological process: protein modification process. Gene Ontology annotation, molecular function: biotin--[biotin carboxyl-carrier protein] ligase activity. The transcript is spliced from 11 exons.
GCCGGGUGCGGGCGCCGGCCAUGCUCAUCACGCUGUGCUACCUGUACCUGUGGGCGCGCUGGGGCCGCCGGCCGGCCGCCUUGGUGCUCUCCACGGUGCGGCGGCUGCGCGCCUCGCGCUGCUCCUUCACCUUCUGCCGUGCCGCCGCGCAGCCCGGGGGCGCGCGCGUGUGCCUGAGCCGCGGCGGCCGCGUCUUCUGCGUCGGCGAGAGCCAGUCUAUUGAUGACUUGAGCAAAUGGGCCCUGUUUCUUGUCUCUCCCUUCAUACUUGAGGCAGAGCACAUAGCAUUUGUGACAGAGAGCAUCUGGGCACAAGGUGACAGUUUCCAGAAGCCAUCGUCUGCAGAAACAGUUGUAAGAUGGUCGGACUGUUGUUUGCCGUUAGCUUGCCGACCCGGGGAUCCCUACCAAUUAAUUGCUAAAGCAAGCGUUGACGACUUCAGCAAGCUCGGGGUUGCGUUUAUGGAGGAGAGGCUGCAGAUGGACAAUGGACUCAUAGCCCAGAAGAUUGUCUCAGUUCACUUAAAGGACCCCGCGCUGAAGGAAGUCGACGAGGCCUCCACCAAGCAAGUCCAAGCCCUGCCGCUGAACCCAGAACCUUCCCUCGAGGCCGAGCCUGUGCAGGGCAUCAUGGAGCAUGCUGGCCAAGGUGACGCGAGGGUUGGUGAAGACCCUUCCCUUCGGAGGAGGGGCUGUGCCUCUGAGUGCGAGCCUGCCGCGGAUGGCGACCCGGGGCAGAGCUCCGCUGAGCACUAUCAGCUCCACCUGUCCAGCUGCCACGAGUGCUUGGAACUCGAGAACAGUACCAUCGAGUCAGUGAGGUUUGCAUCUGCAGAGGACAUUCCAGAACUUCCCUAUGAUCACAGCAGCGGUGUGGAGGGUGCUGCGGAUGAACUCUGCCCUGAAAGGGGAGGGAGGAGAGUCAACGUUUCGGGAAAGGCACCCAAUAUCUUGCUGUAUGUGGGCCCCAGUUCCGAGGAAGCCCUGGGCCGGCUCCAGCAGGUGCGGUCUGUCCUGAGCGACUGUGUGGACACGGACAGCUACACUCUCUACCAUCUGCUGGAAGACAGUGCCCUCAGGGACCCAUGGCCAGACAACUGUCUGCUCUUGGUUAUUGCCACCAGGGAACCCAUCCCUGAAGACAUACACCAGAAGUUCAUGGCCUAUCUCUCUCAGGGGGGGAAGGUGCUGGGCCUGUCUUCCUCUUUCACGUUUGGUGGAUUUCAGGUGACAAGCAGGGACAUGCUACGGAACACAGCCCAGAACUUGGUUUUCUCAAAGGCUGAUGGGAGUGAGGUACGGCUCAGUGUCCUGAGCAGCGGCUAUGUUUAUGAGGAAGGCCUCCACCCAGGCAAACUCCAGGGCCACCUAGAGAAUCCGGACAAGGACAGGAUGAUUGUGCACGUGCCUUUUGGAAGCCGAGGAGGGGAGGCCGUUCUCUGCCAGGUGUACCUGGAGCUCCCUCCAAGCGCUUCAGUGGUGCAAACCCAAGAAGACUUUAACGUGCUGAAGUCCAGCAACAUGAGAAGGCAUGAAGUCCUCAAGGAGAUCCUGACCACCCUCGGCCUAAGCUGUGAUGUCCGGCAGGUUCCCGCCUUAACGCCGCUGUACUUGCUGCUGGCCACCGAGGAAAUCCGGGAUCCUGUGACGCAGUGGCUUGAGAGGCAUGUGGAUCCUGAAGGGAUCAUAACUUCCAGCAAGCUCUCCCUUAAGUUCAUGUCCUCUUACACAUCUGAAGUGGAAAUCAGCCCGUCUUCUGUACCCGUGGUUACCAAUCCCGAAGCGUUCUCCUCAAAGCACUUUAACUUAGACACGUAUCGACGAAAUCUGCAGACCUCGCGGCUGGGAAAAGUAAUUCUGUUUGCCGAAGUGACCUCCACGACCAUGAGUCUCUUGGAUGGGUUGAUGUUUGAGAUGCCACAGGAAAUGGGUUUAAUCGCCAUUGCUGGUCGGCAGACCCAGGGCAAAGGAAGGGGCCCGAAUGCCUGGCUGAGCCCUGUGGGGUGUGCCCUUUUCACUCUGCUGGUCUCCGUUCCCCUGAGGUCACAGCUGGGACAGAGGAUUCCGUUUGUCCAGCAUUUGAUGUCCCUGGCUGUCGUGGAGGCGGUGCGGUCCAUCCCAGAGUAUGAGGAGAUCAACUUGCGAGUGAAGUGGCCCAAUGAUAUUUAUUACAGUGACCUCAUGAAGAUUGGUGGAGUUCUGGUUAAUUCAACGCUCAUGGGAGAAACAUUUUAUAUCCUUAUUGGCUGUGGAUUUAACGUGACUAACAGUAACCCUACCAUAUGCAUCAACGACCUCAUCGAAGAGCACAAUAAGGAGCACGAGACAGGCCUGAAGCCCUUACGAGCCGAUUUUCUCAUAGCCAAGGCGGUGACUGUACUGGAGAAAUUGAUUGACAGGUUUCAGGACCAAGGGCCCGAUGGUGUCCUUCCUCUCUAUUAUAAAUACUGGCUGCACAGUGGUCAGCGAGUCCGCCUGGGCAGUGCCGAGGGGCCGCAGGUGUCCAUCGUGGGCCUGGAUGAUUCCGGGUUCCUGCAGGUCCAUCGGAAGGGUGGUGAGGCUGUGACCACCGUGCAUCCAGAUGGCAACUCCUUUGACAUGCUGAGAAACCUCAUCCUGCCCAAGCGACAGUAGCGCGUGUCCCCAGACAGCUCGGAUCCGCCCUGCCGCAGCAGCACGCCACAACGGGGAAGCUCCUGGGCUGCUCCUGGCUGUCGCCUUUGCCUGCCUAGGGCCCCAGAAAGGAAUGUAGAGCUGUAGGCCAGUGUCUUCUCCGAGUCAUUUGUUAGCUCUUCAGGUUAUUGGUUCCCUGCCUCCGCCCCCUACCCCACCCCACCCCACCCCACCCCACCCCACCCCCGGGUUUGGGUUUUUACUUUGUCUUUUUAUAUCUGUGGUUGUAUUUGGUGUUUGAAGAUGCAUCUAGUGAGGAUGGACAGGUGAAGACUCAAUUUAGCUUAGGAGUUCGGUUUGCCAAACUCCUAAGUCAAAGUGCUCUUUCCCACAUGGGCUUGGACUUACGUUUACUAGGAGAAAAUGAGGGGCAGGAAGUUGGAAAUAGCAAUGAGGUAGUGCAAAUUAUUUCCCAGGUAGUGAAGGCUGUUCCAACAACGAACGCGCUGAGCUCAGGUGAAUGCUGAGUUAGCGGUCCGCCAUGACUGCUUGUGAUCCUCCAGGGGGUUCUCCCAGAACACACGGUGCUGCUUAGGCAUUGGGCUGUUCUUUGAUUUGGUUCUGGGGGGGUUGUUGGUGUUUUUUUUAAUCAAGGUGGGCUACCUGAAGAGUGGCUGCAGUGACCCCCACGUGGCUGUGGUGGCCACGGGGAGGAAAUAAGUUUCUCACUUUGCUCUUAUGCAAUGAGCACUCCUUCCCAGGGUCAGAUGGGUCAAGUUUUAGGCUUUUAAGCCAAGAUGGCACCUUCUUUGGAGGUUGAUGCUAAGCCCAGGUUGGAGAUAAAGGCUCAGUGUUCUGCCCACGUGAGGGACGAUUCAGGAACUUUUAAGCCAGUCGUGGGCCCUGUUAGAAUGUGGAGCGUUCCCACAGGGCUGUCCUCAUGCGGGAUGGAGUGCGUGGCACUGUAUUACAAGUCGAGAUUUUCUGCCCCCUAUUUCCUUUUAUUGUCAUGAGAGAAAGAGAUACUGACUCUAAAGUUUGGAGGAGUGUGUGCGCGCGCGCGCACGUGAGUGUGUGUGUGUGUGUGUGUGUGUGUGUGUGUGUGUGCCUGAGCACUCACAUAUGACUUUAAAAGAGAUGUUCAAACUCCGAUGUGUCCAUGGAAGAACAAAGGAAAGGAAGCCUUUCUAGGUUUGUUUCCAGAUGUACGUGCGCUUCCCAUGUACCUCCCGUCUCUGUGAAGUUUGUGAACUGUACCCAUUACCACCCAGCCUUAGAGAACCAGUUCCUGUCUGCUCUCCCGCUUCCUGCCCAUCGGACUGCAGUUAGUGGAAGGAAGCAGCAGAGGGAAAGCUUUGAACAAGAUCCCCUCAAUGCAAACGAGCACCAUCUUUAUCCAGGUCUUACGUAGUCAGGCCAAACUCCAGAAACCCGAGGUUUUCAGUAUAAAAACCCAUCCACCUUCAACCUAGCACAGACAACCCCACUUGAAGCAAGAAAUAACAUAGUAAAUGCCACCAACCUGACCUGUGUUUGAAGGCAUGUAAAUUUAAAAGAACUUUAGAAAGUAACUUUUUUUUUUUGCAAAUAAGACUUCAACUAAAAAUUUUCUCAAAAAGAUUGUGUGUGUGUGUGUGUGUGUGUGUGUGUGUGUGUGUGUGUGUAAUUUUAGUUGAGGUCUUUUUUUUUUUAAUUCAUGUGAGUUUAAAUAAAACUCUACACCACCCCGAAAUUACAAAAUGACCGACCCUUGAGAGGGCGUCUGUAAAAUGUCAUCGAGAACGAAGAUCUCCAGGCUGAUGUUGCAAGCUUCGUUUCUCAGACUUUGUAAUAUAAGUCCCGCUGUCUCCCAGGACAGCCGUCAUUGCAUUUUAAAUUUCUUUGGGGGAUUAUUUAAUGAAAAACAUGCUGUUUUGUUUUAAACCGAAAGCCUAUUCUGGGUAGUUCUACUUUGGGAAAAAAUGUUAUCAUUUAAUUUCCUUUCUGUAAGUUAAAACUAAUGAAGUGUGGUCAUGGCAGAGCAGACAGAGAUGUUCUGGCCCUGGCAGCCAGCCUCUGAGUAGUUACACUGUUUCAGGGUAUUCUCGAUUAUGCAACCAUGACACCCACUUGUCCUGAGAGAGAGAAAGAAGCUUUGAAGCAGAUGCUUCCCAUUAACCUGGUGUUGCCUCACGUGAACCAAAGAUGUCAAAGUCCCCAUGGUAGAGAGCAUUCUGCCGAUGGGGGUGGGGAGGCUGCCACACUGUACCUGCUCCAUGCAAGGGUAUCUGCAGGCUCAGCAGCCCCAGAUCUCCAGGAACCUUACAAAGUCUUAAGGGAAUCUUGGCUGUCUCCUCACCUUGAGAUGUGGCCACCUAACUCAGAAUCUGCAUAUGCUUUAGAGCAGGUUACUCCUGAUGUAAAGCUGCUUACAUAUCCCCCACCCCAUCCCCCAGGCCCGUGUCGGAAGGCACACGCAGCAGAAACUGGGUUUCAUAUGACCCAGCUAGAGCAGUGAGGGAGCCCUGGCAGGGAGGGGCUGGGAGAUGUGUGUCUUGUGGAUCUCACUGUGCACGAUGACAUGACCCAAUGUGAAUGUCCUGUCUGCAGCAUGGUCAGAUACACACCCAGUGAGGGACCACAGACUCUGGGGGUUCCCCUAUACCUUGCACACUGUGUGGUAAUCCCCUGGCCUAUCUCACAGGGCGCUUCCAGAAUGCAAGAGGGGCAUCUUAGGAGCUUUGCUUUCCCGACUGCCAGAAAUGGGACAUCCUCAUUCCUGGUUCAUCACUAUGCAUCUUUGAAAUAAACAAAAAUGUAAACCUUUGCUAUUUUUUAUUUUUUAGCUUUUCAAAGAAUCAUCUCUGAAAAGAAUUACUGUAAACCAAUGCCUAUAAAGCAAGUCUACCAAAAUAAACUUUUAAGAUUUUUCAAUAUGA